Molecule: messenger RNA, 3451 nt
Organism: Salmo salar (Atlantic salmon)
Lineage: Eukaryota; Metazoa; Chordata; Actinopteri; Salmoniformes; Salmonidae
Gene: alpi.2
Product: alkaline phosphatase, intestinal, tandem duplicate 2
Biological process (GO): dephosphorylation
Cellular component (GO): plasma membrane
Molecular function (GO): alkaline phosphatase activity
Source: RefSeq, a predicted model, not a curated record
CUCUCACAUGGCGAGGAUUACACAUUUGCCCUUUGAACCCACCACAUUCAGGUCAUAAAUGGGACCACUAACAAUGCUUCAACCUUCCUAACUUUGUUCAGAUGUCCUAAUGUCAUUACUAUGCACAUAGCACACACCAUGGCUAGUCAACAUACCCUCAUUGGAUUACUCCUAUUUCUAUCGGUGGAUUGGACUUUAUCUGUCAUUCCAGAGAAUGAGAAGCACCCCAGCUACUGGAACAACAAGGGGAAGCAGGCCCUCCACAAAGCUCUGGAUAUGAAGCCAAAUGUCCGCCGGGCUAAGAACUCCAUUCUGUUCCUGGGAGAUGGUAUGGGCAUCCCCACAGUGACUGCAGCGAGGAUCCUCAAAGGGCAGAUGAAUGGAGGGAACGGAGAGGAGUUUAGUCUGGCAAUGGACACCUUCCCACACUUAGCCCUGUCUAAGACGUACAACGUGGACCAGCAGAUGCCCGAUAGUGCUGGCACGGCCACGGCCUACCUGUGUGGUGUGAAAGCCAACUAUGGAACCCUGGGUCUCAGUGCCUCAGCUCUCCGCUACAACUGCAACAGCACUUUCGGAAACGAGGUGGAAUCUGUCCUUCACCGCGCCAAGAUGGCAGGGAAGUCGGUGGGCAUCGUCUCCACCGCCCGUGUCCAGCAUGCCUCUCCUGGAGCCGCCUACUCCCACACAGCCAACCGAGGCUGGUACGCCGACUCUGACAUGAACGCCGCAGACAUCGCAGCAGGAUGCCGUGAUAUCGCCUACCAGCUGGUCCACAACACUGACAUCAAUGUCAUUCUUGGUGGAGGACGAAAAUAUAUGUUUUCCAAGGAGACACAGGACCCAGAGUACCCAUCAUACAAAGGCGUCCGUAACGACAAGUUUGACCUCACCGCAGUGUGGCUUAAUAACAAACAGAAUGCAAAGUAUGUGUGGAACAAAGAUGAAUUUGACAAAGUGAAUCCUGAAAAAACAGACUAUCUGAUGGGUCUGUUUGAGCCAAGUGACUGCCGCUAUGAGAUAGAGCGUGACCAUACCAUGGACCCUUCCCUCACGGAGAUGGUGGACAAAGCCAUCAAGAUCCUCCGCAGGAACCCCAAAGGAUUCUACCUCUUUGUGGAAGGGGGGAGAAUUGAUCACGGUCACCACGGCAGCGGGGCCAAAUUUGCCCUGACGGAGGCGGUGGAGUUUGACAAUGCCAUCGAGCGGGCGGCAGAACUGACCAGUGAGCUGGACACUCUGUCUGUGGUCACUGCUGACCACUCCCACGUCUUCUCCUUUGGAGGGAACUCCGACAGAGGGAACCCCGUCUUAGGUCUGUCCCGUAACUUGGCUGACGAUAAUAAGCGCUUUACCACCACACUCUAUGGAAAUGGCCCAGGAUACAAGUUAGUCAAUGGAUCUCGUGCAGAUGUGAACGCAACGGAAGCAGAUCACAAAGAUUACAAGCAGCAGUCAGCUGUACCUCUGGACUCUGAGACCCACGGCUCAGAGGAUGUGGCCAUCUUUGCCAAGGGCCCCAUGGCCCACCUCUUCCACGGGGUCCAGGAGCAGAGCUACAUCGCCCACGUCAUGGCCUACACAGCCUGCAUUGAGCCCUACACAGACUGCUUCAUCCCAGACCUAGAGCCAGAGCCUGGCCACGCAGGAGCCACCAACCCCAGCCUCAUAGUGCUGCUGAUGGGCGUCAUACCUGCCCUCCUUUCCCUCUUCUCUGUCUGAUGGGCCUCAUACCUGCCCUCCUCUCCCUCUGAUGGGCCUCAUACCUGCCCUCCUCACCUCUACCUGAUGGGCCUCAUACCUGCCCUCCUCUCCUCUACCUGAUGGGCCUCAUACCUGCCCUCCUCUACCUGAUGGGCCUCAUACCUUCCCUCCUCUCCCUCUGAUGGGCCUCAUACCUGCCCUCCUCUCCUCUACCUGAUGGGCCUCAUACCUGCCCUCCUCUCCCUCUGAUGGGCCUCAUACCUGCCCUCCUCUCCCUCUUCUCUGUCUGAUGGGCCUCAUACCUGCCCCCCUCUACCUGAUGGGCCUCAUACCUUCCCUCCUCUCCCUCUGAUGGGCCUCAUACCUGCCCUCCUCUCCACUACCUGAUGGGCCUCAUACCUGCCCUCCUCUCCUCUACCUGAUGGGCCUCAUACCUGCCCUCCUCUCUGUCUGAUGAGCCUCAUACCUGCCCUCCUAUCUGUCUGGUGGACCUCAUACCUGCCCUCCUCUCCUCUACCUGAUGGGUCUCAUACCUGCCCUCCACUCCGAUGGGCCUCAUACCUGUCCUCCACUCCGAUGGGCCUCAUACCUGCCCUCCACUCCUCUGAUGGGCCUCAUACCUGUCCUCCUCUCUCUCUGAUGGGCCUCAUACCUGCCCUCCUCUACCUGAUGGGCCUCAUACCUGCCCUCCUCUCCCUCCGAUGGGCCUCAUACCUGCCCUCCACUCCUCUGUCUGAUGGGCCUCAUACCUGCCCUCCUCACUCCGAUGGGCCUCAUACCUGCCCUCAUCUACCUGAUGGGCCUCACACCUGCCCUCCUCCCUCUGAUGGGCCUCAUACCUGCCCUCCUCUCCUCCCUCUGAUGGACCUCAUACCUGCCCUCAUCUACCUGAUGGGCCUCAUACCUGCCCUCCUCUCCUCUGUCUGAUGGUCCUCAUACCUGCCCUGAUCUACCUGAUGGGCCUCAUACCUGCCCUCCUCUCCUCCCUCUGAUGGACCUCAUACCUGCCCUCAUCUACCUGAUGGACCUCAUAUCUGCCCUGAUCUACCUGAUGGGCCUCAUACCUGCCCUCCUCUCCUCUGUCUGAUGGUCCUCAUACCUCUACCAACUGACCUACACGGGACCAAUAGCUACACCUGGAUAGCACUUCUGUCCUGCAAUAUUGAUAUACCUUAUUUGUUGGCAUUGCUAAUGUUCAAUCAAGAUAUGGGUAAUCAUGUUCAACCCAUGUUUGUUAUUAAGGUAUGGAUAGCUAUGUUUGCUAUUGAGGUAUGGGUAGUUAUGUUUGUUAUUUAGGAAAGGGAAAGGGGUAUGGAUAGUAAUGUUUGUUAUUUAGGAAAGGGAAAGGGGUAUGGAUAGUAAUGUUUGUUAUUUAGGAAAGGGAAAGGGGUAUGGAUAGUAAUGUUUGUUAUUUAGGAAAGGGGUAUGGAUAGUAAUGUUUGUUAUUUAGGAAAGGGAAAGGGGUAUGAUAGUAAUGGCGUUGUGUAUUCUGAGCUCAUCUACAGUUUAUUAACCUCCAUAAAUAUCCAAAUGUACUUGCAAUUAGUCUAAUUCAUUUAAAAUAAAAUGACAUUUUUAGUAGGAAACAAUUAUUCUUUAAGAAGUUAAUGCUUGUUAACCAUUUUAUUGUCAAAGUUAGUAACAUGACUAUUGGAAGGAAAAUAUAAACUGAUAUGGCUUUUGUCAGUAAAUCUACUAUGAAACGCAAUACUGUGGACAAUAAAUGAAAUCCUGUUUUAAAAAUUAA